UCAGGCCUCAUGAUCAAGCGAGCACCGUCGAUGUUUGUGGUUAGGCAUGCUUUAUCGAGUCCUUCCGCACGAUGUAGGAGCCUGCGGACUCACACAUCCCCAGUCCGGUACAUCCAAUCGUCGUCACGUCCGAGGCUGCCCCCACUCGCGUUCGCCUUUGACAUAGAUGGCGUUCUACUCCGGGGACCUCACACCAUCCCCGCCGCACGACGGGCUCUCGAUAUGCUCAACGGUGUCAAUCCAAUGGGAGUGACGAUACCUUUCAUAUUGUUGACCAAUGGAGGUGGACUAGGGGAGGAGGCCCGACGACACAAGCUCAGCUCUCAGCUCGGGGUAGAGAUCCAUAGCAAUCAGAUUGUGCAGGCUCACACCAUCCUCAAAUCAGUCGUGCAUAAGUAUGCCGACAAACCCGUUCUAGUCCUUGGUGGUCGUAAUGAUGAAAUUCGCAAGGUCGCUGAAGACUAUGGGUUCAAGCAUGCCUACACCACACUCGAUGUCCUCGCUUGGAAACCCGAAGUCUGGCCGUUCCAUAACCUGACACCCGAAGAACGCGCUUCCGUGAAGCCGGCAGACUUCUCUGGCAUCCCAAUAUCGGCGAUCUUCGUCUUCCACGACCCACGUAACUGGUCGCUCGACAUCCAAGUGAUCCUUGACGUCAUCCGUUCCCGCGGAAUUGUCGGCGGUCCAUACCUCGACCCGUCACCCACUUCCAACCAGCAGUCGCUACCGCCGGUCGAACUGGUGCUUUGUAAUCCCGAUCUGUUGUGGAAGUCGGACUUUCCACAGCCACGGCUUGGACAAGGAGCGUUCCGCGAAGCUUUCCAGGCCGUCUAUCAGGCUGUCGUCGGGGCUCGGUACCCAUGCGUACAGUACGGCAAGCCGACGAAGGCGACGUACGAGUUCGCAGAGAGUGUUCUCAGAGACCGACUUGAGGAGUUCAGCGGCGAUAGAGUGGACGCAAUGCCUCGCGUCUACAUGGUAGGAGACAAUCCGGAGUCAGACAUUGCCGGCGCAAAUGCAGCAGGCUGGCCUUCGGUACUUGUGAAGACCGGCGUGUAUGACCCUUCACGUGGCCCUCCCACACAUACGCCUUCAUACAUCGCGGAGGAUGUUGAGGAAGCAGUCAGGUGGGCGAUUGAACGAGAAAUGAGGAAGUAGCAUUGGACGUCUAUUGGCGCUAUAGAGUUUUUGCCACUGAUAUUCUCCCUUCAGAUGCAUUGAUAGCAUAUGCACCUGUUUCUCAUCGUUGAUGCCAUUCCGAUUGGGUAUAGCUGUUGAAUGAAACCUAUCUUUUCGCU
Molecule: messenger RNA, 1298 nt
Organism: Dichomitus squalens LYAD-421 SS1
Lineage: Eukaryota; Fungi; Basidiomycota; Agaricomycetes; Polyporales; Polyporaceae
Product: HAD hydrolase
Exons: 13
Coding region: 10-1158 (382 amino acids)
Biological process (GO): glycerophospholipid biosynthetic process
Cellular component (GO): mitochondrion
Source: RefSeq, a predicted model, not a curated record